Sceloporus undulatus (fence lizard) is the source of this 3607-nucleotide messenger RNA. It is a transcript of the gene CELF4, whose product is annotated as CUGBP Elav-like family member 4. Lineage: Eukaryota; Metazoa; Chordata; Lepidosauria; Squamata; Phrynosomatidae. The transcript is spliced from 15 exons. Gene Ontology annotation, biological process: mRNA splice site recognition; regulation of alternative mRNA splicing, via spliceosome. Gene Ontology annotation, cellular component: nucleus; cytoplasm; ribonucleoprotein complex. The coding region runs from base 71 to 1132 and encodes 353 amino acids. The record is from RefSeq and is a predicted model, not a curated record. Gene Ontology annotation, molecular function: mRNA binding.
AACAUACUGUGAAAGGGAGUCUGCUCUUAAAGCCCAGAGUGCACUGCAUGAACAGAAGACACUGCCAGGGAUGAACAGACCAAUCCAGGUGAAACCAGCGGACAGCGAGAGCCGAGGAGAAGACAGAAAACUCUUUGUGGGCAUGCUCAACAAACAGCAGUCAGAAGAUGAUGUGCGCCGGCUAUUUGAAGCAUUUGGGAACAUUGAGGAGUGCACGAUCCUUCGGGGACCAGACGGAAACAGCAAAGGGUGUGCGUUUGUGAAAUAUUCCUCACAUGCGGAAGCCCAGGCAGCCAUUAAUGCCUUGCAUGGAAGCCAGACAAUGCCGGGAGCCUCAUCGAGCCUGGUGGUCAAGUUUGCAGAUACGGACAAGGAGCGUACCAUGAGGCGCAUGCAGCAAAUGGCUGGGCAGAUGGGCAUGUUCAACCCAAUGGCGAUCCAGUUUGGAGCAUAUGGCGCCUACGCACAGGCACUGAUGCAGCAACAGGCUGCCAUCAUGGCAUCCGUGGCUCAAGGAGGAUACCUAAACCCCAUGGCAGCCUUUGCUGCAGCUCAGAUGCAACAGAUGGCAGCGCUCAACAUGAACGGCCUGGCCGCCACACCCAUGACGCCCACCUCUGGUGGCAGCACGCCUCCAGGCAUCACCGCACCAGCCGUGCCUAGCAUCCCAUCUCCCAUUGGGGUGAACGGUUUCACUGGCCUACCGCCACAGGCUAAUGGGCAACCCGCCGCAGAAGCUGUCUUUGCCAACGGCAUCCACCCUUACCCAGCACAGAGUCCCACUGCAGCCGAUCCCUUGCAGCAAGCCUACGCUGGAGUGCAGCAGUAUGCAGGUCCUGCUUACCCUGCUGCCUAUGGUCAGAUAAGCCAAGCCUUCCCACAGCCGCCUCCCAUGAUCCCACAGCAACAGAGAGAAGGUGAGCAAAGUUGUAAUUUGCUGUUUAUGCACCAACUUCCCAAAACUUUUGGUCCUAGCAAGCAUAUGCAAAUUUUUAUACCUUCUGGCUUUGUGAGUUUUGACAAUCCUGCUAGUGCCCAAGCUGCCAUCCAGGCUAUGAACGGUUUCCAGAUUGGCAUGAAGAGGCUGAAGGUGCAGCUGAAAAGGCCAAAGGAUGCUAACCGCCCCUACUGAAGCAUUGUGGGAAACACUGGAUAAGCAAGGUCUAGCACAGGGCAUCAGCUGAAUGGGCCACCUUUAGAGAAAUAUAUAUAUAUAUAUUAAAUAAAUAUAUAUAGGAACGAGAACUGUUGGAUUACACCUUUAACAUAUCAGCAAAAUUAUCAGUCAAGCUGAAGACUUCAGACUUUACUCUCUUUCUGAUUGUUCAGACUGUCAACAUUUUCUUCAAGAAAAGUCACGUCAGCUGAGAUUUCGAAGGACGCGCGCUUGGAAAAUAAAAACAAAAUGAAAACCCAUAACAACGAUAGAAGCAAACAAACUUAACAAGCAAACAAACAAAAUCAAAUUGCAAGGGGAGGAAGAUCGACUAGGAUUUCUGCAGAGAAACUGAUGUCACCACAGCGGCUUUUCUUCCAAACCGGAAACGCAAACCUUGACACUGAGAAAAGGAGUGCCUGUUUGCCACCAGGGAUGCGGCUGCUAUGGAUAACCCAUGGCACUCAUCACUAAAGCAUCUUUAUCUGUCAUUCCUUAGCUAUAUAGGGACCAAAGGACAUAACUUUUUAUCGCAGACUUGUAGCUGUAUGUAAAUUAAAGAAGUUCUUUCCUUUUUCUCUGAGCUGUUCCUAUAACAGUUUUUGAGAGCAAUUAUAUGAAAUAUGUAAAAACUGGGGCGGGGAGGGGAAUAUGCUUAAACGCUUUUAAAACAAACCAACAAAAACUGGCAAGAUAAUAGUUCUUUGAUACUUUGGGCGGAUCUUUGGUUAUACCUUAAUUAGAGUCUAUGAAACUUUCAUAUGGUUUUCUGUAUAAUAAUGUACGGAACGAGUGGUUCAAAGGGAUCAAGUUGAGGGGGGUUUCGCUGGAGAAAGCAAAAAAAUGAAGAUUGUGGAAAGGGCAGAAAAUCAAACGAAUGGGUGGACUGUAAGCGGAAAAACAAAACGGAAGGCAGAUGUGACGUAGAAAGAAAGCAGGUUUGUAAAUGCUUCUGACUCCCCCCUCUCCCCCAUAAAAUCCUAAUAGUUGUACAGAAUUUAAAAGAAAAAAAGUUUAAAAUACCUAUAUAAUAGGGGACAAAAGGAUUAGAUGACAUAAAAUGCAAAAAAGGCAAAAAAAAUAUACAUAGAAGUUAGCAUCAAUGCUACGAAACAAAGAUGUUGUAGAACUGUAACUUUUGUAGAGUUUAGAUUGAAAUCAGUUCCUGCUCUCAGCCAACUGCUGUUGGAAGCUGUGUCUUAUCGAGGGAUUUUGGGGGGCGGGUGGGACGGGUUUUCGGGGGGAUGGGAAAGCCAAGAGGAAGAUGGCUUAACUCGGCAGCUUUUUUAACCGCAAGCAUUCCAGCUAGUAAUCAAUAAAUAAACAAAUACGCAAACAGAACCAACUCCUCCAUUUCUUGUAGACCGUCAACCCCAACGUGAAACUUCUAAGAGCUGUCUUCUUACAAGCUACCCAAAGCGAGUGUGAACGUGACAAAAACGGAACGCAAAAACAAGAGGGGUGGGAGGGGAAGGGGAAAGGAAAGGGAAACUACAGCUAAGGCGGCUUUCAUGUUUCCAUAAAGUGUUGUCAGAGACCUCCUGACAUCUUUGGCUUCCGUAGCUUCCAUGUUUGCUCUAGAACCCUCCAGGACAAAGGGGGGGCGGGUGGGAGCAGGGUUUAGCCUAGAACCUUAAUCUUAAAAAAAGAGAAAAGAAACGAAAAAUGUGUAAAAAAUAUAUAAAAAGGACACACACACAUUAAAAAAAAGAAAAAAAUGACAAAAAUGCAAUCUCUUUGAAGAAUUUCUGAAACUGUUUACAAGGAAUUUUGAAAAACAGGGGGAUGUUUAAAAAAAAUAAAGAUGCUGGCUCUGUUUUUCUGUAAAUAAAUUUGCAUAUUUUGUAGGACUUUUAAUUGUAAUGAUAGAGAAAAAAAUCAAGGAAAAAACUAUUUAAGGAAAGCACGAUAUUUAUCUUUGGUAAAUGACUUUAGAGCAGUUAAAAAAAGAAGUUGCUUUAAAAUCUGAAUCAGAAAAAUAGAAACAAUGAAUUAUUUAAGAACACAUAUAUUUUAAAGUAUAUCAUAUUUAUUAUAAUUUAUUUCCACUGCAUUAAGAUUUAAAUUUUUUUAAGGGUGUGUUUUCCCUUCUUAUUCCAUGUUAUCAGAUGAAAAACAAAAGGACAUAGUUCUUUCUGGUUAAUGCUUUGCCUUUGGGUUAGAUUUGAGAUUCUUUCUUUCUUUUUUCUUCCUUUCUUUUUCUUAUUUUAGAGAAUAACAUGUUAUUUCUUUCUCCCUGUUGGGCCUAUUUCGAAGCCUUCAUGCCGGCUAAACACCCUCUGGCCUUCUCUGGUUGUUUAGCUGGGAUAAGGCAGCCGAAAGAGGGCCAUAUCUAGGUGUGUAAAUGCCGUUGCAGUUCCAUACAACUGCUCUCUGAUUCUCAAUUCCCUAAAACUCCUUGUAAUCUUCUGUAAUUAUUGAAUGACGCUUACCAGCUUAGCCCUAAAUAAA